UUCCAUGUGCAUCCUCCCCCUCCUUUAUUGCAGACAUACCAAAAAAGAAAAGAAGUCAAAAAAUGGUGUCUUUAAGUUUUAGUUCCUUUAUGCUUGUUAUGCUACUCUUCAUUUUUCUUACCAUAAAGGAUACAAUUGCUCAUACUGAUGAUCAAGCUAAACAAAUAGUCCAUGAGGCUGAAAUUGACAUCAUCAGGGAUCUAAGGAGUCAUCUGAGUGUGAAGAAGGAAGUUUUGGAUGGUGUACCGGCAGCUGCGGAAUUCAGCAAUGGAAAAAUGGGAGGAAGAAAAAUGAUGAUAGAGAUACAGAAAGAUAUGAAGGAAGUGAAGAAAGCUGAUUCAUCAGGAAACUACAAUAGUCCAUCCAAUAGGCCGCUUGGUGACUCACGAAAGAACGUACAUCAUCAGGGCGAUGAGAGGGAAAAUUCGAUGAUUAAUCCAGAAAGUAGACUCAACUCGAAGAACUCAUCCACUAAGUUAGUUUCAACAGAUGAUCAAUUUGAUGAUAAUGGAUCAUUUCAGAAGCUUGAAUCAGAGAAACUUGUGGACGAUUCGACUGAGUUUUUCACCAUGAUGAACAAAGACUAUGUUGGAGGUCCAGGAUCUGGAAGCAAACCCCAUCACAAACCCCCAAUCAACAAUUUUCAGCCUCUCCAUACAUCAAAUCCUUAAAAUUAUGUUAAUUUUUUGGUUUUGGUUCAACAAUUUUGGCCUUCUCAUAGGAGGGAAACUAAACACUAACCCAAUUUUGCUUAGUGGCAUGUACUAGUUAAUACUAUAAUUUAUUUUCUCU
Messenger RNA from Solanum tuberosum (potato), 792 nucleotides. RefSeq lists its product as uncharacterized. The record is from RefSeq and is a predicted model, not a curated record. Gene Ontology annotation, biological process: regulation of root meristem growth. Gene Ontology annotation, molecular function: growth factor activity. NCBI's taxonomy places the organism in Eukaryota, Viridiplantae, Streptophyta, Magnoliopsida, Solanales, Solanaceae. The transcript is spliced from 5 exons. Bases 63 to 671 code for a protein of 202 amino acids.